CAGCCCGGGCGAGUUCUCGAUCAACGUUCCAAAUAGAAUGCUGUACAGAAAAGGAGUGCAUGUUUCGCGUUGAGAAACAUGGGCCAGCCUUGUACAAGAAGAAACAACUACCCUCCAAGAAAGUGUACUGUUUCAUGUCUUCUAUAAAUGUGUAUCUACAACAACAAGACUGCCGACAAUUUUCAGAACGUGCGUAAAUUAAUUUAAGGUAAAAUACCAAGUGCUGUCAGCAGGCAAAAUAGUGCAAGAGUGUGCGACCAACAACAAACAAAUAACAGUGAACUACGAAAAGAUAGGACGACCAAGAAGAAGCAAAGGUUUGGGGUGGUGGUAGGCUAUGAGGAGAUGCAACAUUUUGUUACUCUUUCGACUUUUAGAAAAUUAAACAUUUUGUUUUGCGACGUUAAACGCAUCUGAUUAUUGCGUAAACCACUGGGACUGUAUUCAUGUAUACUGUUUCGAGAGACCGUCACUUUCCAUCAAAUAAACUGUGAAAUAACGAUUUAUUUCAUCAAGGCGGCACACAAAACGACUUGCCAAGUAGUUACGAACCAUGAUGAAAUUCCAUAAUUCGGACCUAUGGAUUGCUUGGCUGGUUUCAUUUUGCAUGGAAGUGAGCGUGAGGGCGUUGGAUGUCACAGUGACCCAGAGCAGCAUCCAGGUAGCCCGCGGCCAGGCGGCCAUCUUGCCCUGCUCCUUCUCCACCAGCGCUGCCCUCAACAACCUCAACAUUAUCUGGAUGGUCAUCCCGCUGUCCAAUGCCAACCAGCCCGAACAGGUGAUCAUCUACCAAGGUGGCCAAGUGUUCAGUCUAGCCAACCACUUAAACGGCCGGGUGGGUUUCGUGGCCACCAUGCCAAGUACAAGUGCCUCUAUCUUCAUCAACAACACCCAGUUGUCAGACACGGGGACCUACCAGUGCCUGGUCAACAACCUCCCCGACAGAGGGGGGCGCAACAUCGGGGUCAUCGGCCUCACCGUGCUGGUGCCCCCGUCAGUGCCCUCAUGCCGUGUCCAGGGCACGCUGGACGUGGGCGCUGACAUCAUGCUGAUGUGCAGCAGCGAGGAGGGGAUCCCCACGCCCAGCUACACCUGGGUGAAACUGGAGUCGCUGCCCAAGCUGCCCCACACCGCCAUGCAAGACCAGAUGCAAGGGACCGUAACACUGAGGAACAUCAGUACCAGUACCUCUGGUCUGUACCAGUGUACAGCCUCCAACGCCAUCGCCAAGAGCACCUGUCUGCUCAACCUGCAGGUUGUGGCACCCCAGCCCCAGAGUGUGGGUCUCAUAGCUGGCACCAUCGCCACGGGCGUGUUGGCUGUCAUCAUCUGCUCUCUACUGGUGCUGGUGACACUCUUCUACUGGAAGAACAAGAACAAAUACGAGGAGGAGGAGAUACCCAACGAGAUCAGGGAGGACGACCUGCCCCCUAAGAGGUCGUCUUCAGUGAAAGCGUUUCACGCCGACGCCUCAUCCUCUGAGAACGACACCCUGACGUCCACCAACACCUACAACAGCCGCUAUUGGCACAACCCCAAGCCCAACUACGACACCAACUCCUACACCCGCUACAAUGGCGACACGCGCCAGACGUUCUCUACGGGGCAGGCAGGUCACACAGGUCAAACGGGGGGACAUGCAGCGCACACAGGACACGGGACGCUAGCUCCGCCGGGCUCCGCACCCCUGGCCCGCCAGGCCUACUCUAAUGGUAGCCACACACUCCCCCCGCCCAAGACUCUGGUGGUCACCACCAACUCCGCCCCCUCCCCUCCCACCAUGGUGCGCAGCAAUGGCUCGGUGAGCCUGAAGCCCGUGACGGUGGCAUCGCAUGGCGGGUACACACACUCGUACGCCGUAAGCCAGGCCACGCUGGAGCGCAUGGGCGCCGUGCCCGUCAUGGUGCCAGCCCAGAGCAGAGCAGGCUCUCUGGUCUAAAGUAAACUGUUACUGGGCUGAACCAGCCUGCCUCCCCACUUCUCUGAUUCUCCCUUUUUAACUCAUAAACAGGAUUUUACAAUACCGACUUCAUCUAAUGCCAACGUCUCCAAGUACAGGACCCCAUUUAAAAGCAGCUCCAGGUGUUCUAUUCCUAUUGGUUGGUUUUGUAUUUCUUCUUGGGUGUGGUUGUCUCGCACUGGUUCCUUGGAUUAAAUGGCUGUAACCAAUGGGAUUAUCGCACAAAAGUUACACAUAAUCUUCGGACUUUUCAGGUGAUUGUGGCUGUGGGUUUUGGACUCAUCACGACAGUGAGCAUUAACCGUUUAAUGUCUGUUUUAACCACAUCUAGACACUCCGAAUCCUGCAAGUCCCCAGGGAGAGGCAUCCGAUCGUGCAUGUAUAUUCCAUUGAAAACUAACAGCCAGAUUCUUGCUAUUAUUUCAUAUCACUCAGCUAAUUGCGGUGAUAAUAAUUGUUUCGUAUCUUCAAAAAAUGACAGAGAUGUUCUUUGAUUCACUGCAGUGGUCUUACAUGAACAGAACCAUGAUGGUGGGAAUGGCCUUAGAAGAGCAGAGAGUUACGGAAGGGAUUUCUGCUGAAGUACCAAAUAGCAGAGACACAGAAUGGCACAACACAGUAGGCUGGUCCCGUAAUUGGACAGGGGUUUUCGGAUUCUGUCCGGUUAGUUCCAACUUCAGCAUGUUCAUUUGUUUUUGCACAGUAGCACACUUUCAUCACCAAUUCCUCUGAAGAAAUGUCUUAUUAUAGAACAGUCUUACUGAAUGCGUCCCCUGACCUCUACAGUGUGGGAGAGGUAUACCGUAGCCGCUCCAGCGCAAACUUGUAAGGGUUCAGCAUUUUAUAUUGAUUAGAUCCAGUAUUGAUAAUUAUGGUUUUACCUCAAGAUUCUAUUAUAUAUCAAAUAAAAAAAAUUAACUUUCCCUGAAACUUGAAUCUGCAGUUUGAGAUAUACUGACAGUGUCUAUGGAAGUAUGUGCUUUCGUAAACAUGCUGCUGAUUCGUUUUUAACUAAAUCCAAAUCUCACAUCGGUGCUGCUUUGACAAUAAAACAUCUUAUUUCAUACAUCCUUUCUAAGAAAAAUGCUAUUUAAGGGGGAUUUCCCUUGAGAAUGCUAACGGUCACUGUUCUGUACCUACUGUCAAUGUUGCAACUACUGGUAGGCUAGGUUGUGGAUUGAAAAGAAAUACUUUUAUUUUAUUCCCAAUGGAUGCAUAUUUUACAACUCGUGUGUCUUAACUCAAGAGGUCUUUUCAUUUCUGUCAACAGACACUGAACUGGGUUUUGUAGACGGUUGUCUUGCGUUUGUUAAGAAGGGAUGUCUGUAGGAGCCCUCUGAGGGUGGAGCUGCAAGUUUGGGCUGUGCAAUUCAUACAAAAUGUUUCGCAGAAACCCGUAUACUAAAACGACUGUCUGCGUCUCUUGAUAGUAAUAAUAAUAAUAUUAAUAAUGUAACCCUAGUGUAAACAAACGUAUACUCUACCAAUUGUUUUCCAGGGCAGUUGGAUUUUUUUUUACAGCUCCAAAAUCCCAGCACUAAUUAUCCACAAUGAUAGUUGAAAAUAAAGGGAAUACCACCUGUUUGAAAUAUCUAGGUUUGUUCCAGCAGUGUUGUAAAGUGUUGCUAUUGAGGUAAGAAUCAGAACGUUUCGGAGGGCCAUAUUUUUGGGGGGACAGUUUUUAGACCUGAAAACGGCCGAUUUUAUGUUUUAUGUGAAUUUUACAAUAUUAUCUAUCCUGCUCUUUGCAUCGAAAGUCCUAGUAAUAUUCAACUUGAUCUUUCACUUGAUAGACAAUAUUGAUAUUGUGUGAUAUUAAAUAAAAUAAAAUGUUACAGUUCAUUUUCGGGUAACCAAAAAAACACUUCACUCUUGAGAAAAAGCGUCUCCUGUAUUUGGUGUCAGGAUCUUUCUCCGUUCAGUCUACAUAGACUGUACUCAAUGAUAGCUGUGUUCUCUACAGUAUGAAUUUGGCCAUUCAGUGUGCUCAAAGCUGAGUGUUAUUGAAGUUCAUUGAAAUACGCUCCAGUAAGACUCCAUUAGACGCAUUCAAUUGAACCUCCUCAAGUAAAUCAACGAGGAUGGUGAGCGCAACUUUCCGUCCUGAAGCAAUAAAGACCAACCAGGUGAACCACAUUAGGAGGACUUGUUGAUGUACAAGAUCUUUAUCAAACGGUUCCUUUUCUCUCACACUCUGCUCAUUGGCUGAGGUCCCUGCUCAUUGGCUUAUGUGUUAUGUCUCAUUCCAUCUGUCAGGGAACCAAGAUUAUAUUCAUGACUUAAUCAUUCAAAAGAUAUUGCUUGAUUUGAACUCAAAUCGGCUAUGACUAAAACACUGCUGAGUAUGAUCAGGUAAUACUCACAACUUUGGAGCGUAUUCUUUGCGCAUGUUUGGCGUUCGGAGACUUGUUUCAACAUCAGAGUGCAUCCAUAUGAUUUAUGUAUGUACUCUUAUGUACAGUGCCUUCAGAAAGUAUGCAUACCCUUUGACUUAUUCCACAUUUUGUUGUGUUACAGCCUGAAUUUUUUGAAAAGGAAAUACAGAAAUA
Oncorhynchus tshawytscha (Chinook salmon) is the source of this 4509-nucleotide messenger RNA. Its product is annotated as immunoglobulin superfamily member 11. Gene Ontology annotation, biological process: homophilic cell-cell adhesion. The transcript has 7 exons. The coding region runs from base 554 to 1939 and encodes 461 amino acids. Gene Ontology annotation, cellular component: cell-cell junction. NCBI's taxonomy places the organism in Eukaryota, Metazoa, Chordata, Actinopteri, Salmoniformes, Salmonidae. Gene Ontology annotation, molecular function: ionotropic glutamate receptor binding. The record is from RefSeq and is a predicted model, not a curated record.